Cuscuta campestris is the source of this 983-nucleotide messenger RNA. The record is from the annotation of a GenBank genome assembly. NCBI's taxonomy places the organism in Eukaryota, Viridiplantae, Streptophyta, Magnoliopsida, Solanales, Convolvulaceae.
GUAUGGGGUGAGGGAGGAGUAUGACCACCAACGUGGUUGGUGACCGAGCAUGAAAUCACGCUGCGUAGCGCGACCCCACAAGGGGUGAUAUCAAUCUCCAGAUGAAGGAGAAUAUGUUCUCUCGAUUCACUCGCAACGAGUUCAGCCUCGAGUCCAGGUCCACCAUCGGCGUCGAGUUCGCCACUCGCACCGCCCGCGUCGGCGACCAGGUCGUCAAGGCUCAGAUUUGGGACACCGCCGGCCAAGAGAGGAUGACAAAUUAUUAUGACAUUGAUGAUAUCUUAGCUGAAGAAGAGCUUGUUCGUGCUGUAUUUCAGAGAACUGCCAGUGGAGUUGGGAUAUUUGAAUGCUCUGAUGAUACAGAUAAGGUGGAACCUGGCACCGAAGUAGAAAUGCCUUUUUGGCUUGCAUGUGACCUAUUAGCAAAAGAAGCAGUGAGGAUCAUAGUUCCUUCAUGUUUUGACACCAAAACAAAGGAUGAAAUUGGAGCUGAUGCUGCACACGUGGAUCUGAGAGGUCGAUGCACUUUUUUUUAUGAGUUCGGAUGCAAGAUAGCAAGACUAAUUGAUGACAAAACAAUAGGGCCAUUGCUGUUGGUUGCAUUUCGGGCGAGAUAUAAAGAAGUGCUGAUCAAGGCAUUUACUGCAGCAUCUACAGUGGCUAUUAAACAAUUGCCACUCCUAACACAGGAAGAGAUGAAAUUGUUCGAGGCUGGGCAAUCCUCAACAAUGGCUUUCAAGAAAUGGCGGAUGGGCGGACCUAGAAUGCAAAAAGCACACGUGCUUGGGAGGACGCGAAAGAGGAAGCCAACUUAGGCCCCAUCUUAGCAGUUUUUUCUUUGACCAAGGAGGAAUCACACCAUGGAGGAGGCGACAUGAGAAACAGAUGAAAAGUAUGAGAAUCUAGUAUCCACACCUAGUUGUGGACGGUCGUCCAAUUAAAUUUCGGGCAUGAAAAUGAUCUCGGGGGGGGGGGGGGGGGGG